AUGACACGACUCCGUACUCCUCUUGACGGUCUCCGAGAUCGCGGCGAUCACGCAGUUUCCCUGAUGAACAAAUUCAGAGACCUCAGCUCCCUCCUUGAUACACCUCCUACGAAUCAUCAAGAAGGGACCCCAAGAGUCAAUGUAGAAGCCGAAGCAAGCCAGUACCGACGUCUAGUGGAGGAGUGGAAUAAAGUUGUAGAAGAGAUUAGGAAUAUCGAUGGCUUCUGUCGCUUUUUACUUCCCCCCUUGUUCUCCGAUCUGCAAGAUGCAGCUCGUGAUGGGCCUAUUGUCGUGCUCAUCGCAAGCCACGUGAAGUCAUCUUGCGAUGCCAUUAUUAUCCCGCACAAGCAACCUCCGAUCACAAUCAAACUCCAUAUCAGUUUGGAGAAACUCUAUCAUUUGGUGUUCAAACUCCAACGGGCAAGUCAACCACAGGCCGCUCCCAACCCCCCCAAAGCUGCUCCCACACCCACACCCACACCCAAACCCGCUCCCAUAGUCACCAACUCAGCCCUGAUGAAAGCUUUGACAGAGUUAUGGGACGACGUCGUCCGCCCGGCGGUUGACAAUUUGGGCGGAUUUGCACCACCAGGUUCCCGGAUAUGGUGGUGCCCUACGGGUGCCUUCGAUUUCUUUCCAUUGCACGCUGCUGGCGCGUACAGGCAAGGUGGACAGCUCGCAGAAGUCAUGACAAAUCCCUGUCAGAAUCACCCAGCUGGUCAUUCAUUCACUUUGGAGUGUGUGGAGCCUGAACUAGAAUUGGUGCGGAGUCUUUUGCCCCCUCCUCCGACUGUUUCCUUCACCAAGAUAACGAGCGUUGAGGCAACGAAAUCGAGAGCAUUGGAUGCAUUGCGAGACAAUACCUGGCUUCAUUUUUCGUGUCAUGGGACACAGAACUAUACAGAGCCCUUCAAUUCGGCCUUUCUCAUGCGCGACCAACCGCUUUCACUCCUCGAUAUCGCACAAAUGGAUCUGUCUCGGCAUGAAUUUGCCUUUAUUUCUGCCUGUGAAACCGCAGUCGGUGACUAUCGUACUCCUGACGAAGUCAUACACCUGGCGGCUAGCCUUCAAUUUGCUGGGGUACAGAGUGUAGUUGGGACAUUAUGGGAGGUCAACGAUAGUACGGUGCAGCGCUUAGUCGAGGCAUUCUACAAGAACUUGUGCGGGGAUGGCAAAAUGAAUUCCAAGCGGGCUGCCCGUGCGCUGCAUCAAGCGGUCCAGUCGUUGGCUAGUGACAAGGACAUGCCAUUGGAGCAGCGCAUAGUGUUCAUGCAUAUUGGCAUAUGA
This is a messenger RNA of Suillus clintonianus, 1287 nucleotides long. RefSeq names its product CHAT domain-containing protein. The record is from RefSeq and is a predicted model, not a curated record. NCBI's taxonomy places the organism in Eukaryota, Fungi, Basidiomycota, Agaricomycetes, Boletales, Suillaceae. The transcript is spliced from 2 exons. Bases 1 to 1287 code for a protein of 428 amino acids.